Molecule: messenger RNA, 1066 nt
Organism: Hippopotamus amphibius kiboko
Lineage: Eukaryota; Metazoa; Chordata; Mammalia; Artiodactyla; Hippopotamidae
Gene: FXYD1
Product: FXYD domain containing ion transport regulator 1
Exons: 8
Coding region: 621-899 (92 amino acids)
Biological process (GO): regulation of sodium ion transmembrane transporter activity; monoatomic ion transport
Cellular component (GO): membrane
Molecular function (GO): sodium channel regulator activity
Source: RefSeq, a predicted model, not a curated record
CCCCGAUGAGGGGUAACGUGUGCCUGUGUCUCCACCCCAUGUCCUGCUCCAACCAGAAGUUUGGGGAGUGGGCGUCGUCUCCAUUCCUGCCCCACUGCGUGUGCGUGCGUGUGCGCAUGCGUGCGUGCGUCCCUGCCCUGGCAUCUGUCUUCUAUCUCUCAGCCCCACUGGCCUGGGCCUCAUGUCACUCGCCUGGUGUUGUCUGCUCGCGAAAGAUGUCACCCAGAGGCAGGCAAAGGGGACGUUUUGCCUGUGCUCAUCGCUUCCAGGAGAGGAAAAGGGGUGGCCUUUCCCACGGGGGUAGCCCGUGGCGAUGUGGCAGCCAGGCCUCACCCAGGCAGGGUUGCAUGACCCCCGAGUGGGGGGAGGAAGGCUGUUGCCAUGGUGGCCUAUGCGAGGCAAAUUCCUCCAGGGUGAAGUGGGAGAUAUUUAUACCCAGGGUCAGGCAGAGAGCGGGCCAGCGGCCGAGGGUAGGAGAGCUGGGAUAUUACGGACACAGCAAGGCCGUGGUGUGCAGGCAGGUGGGCCCUUGGAUGUGUCCUGGCUGUCUUGUCCCCGGCAGUGUGUCUGUCUCUCCACCUGGGUGAGGUGAGACAUCCUGCUUUCCCCCGCCAAGGACAAUGGCAUCUCUCAGCCACAUCUUGGUUCUUUGUGUGGGUCUCCUCGCCAUGAUCAACGCAGAAUCGCCACAGGAACACGACCCGUUCACCUAUGACUACAAAUCCCUGCGAAUCGGAGGCCUCAUCAUCGCCGGGAUCCUCUUCAUUCUGGGCAUACUCAUCGUCUUGAGCAGAAGAUGCCGGUGCAAAUUCAACCAGCAGCAGAGGACUGGGGAACCUGAUGAAGAGGAGGGAACUUUCCGCAGCUCAAUCCGCCGUCUGUCCACCCGCAGGCGGUAGAGACACCUGGUGCGAUGGAACCCAGCCAGGAUUCCCCUGGCACCUGACGCCUCCCACCCACCUUCCGUGCGCCCACCGCCACCUGGAGUGCCCUCUUCCCCUGCCCUGCCCCCACAGACUCCUCUCUGCCGCUCAGAUUUCCAAUAAAACGUGCUUUUAUCUCUUGA